Molecule: messenger RNA, 1943 nt
Organism: Pangasianodon hypophthalmus (striped catfish)
Lineage: Eukaryota; Metazoa; Chordata; Actinopteri; Siluriformes; Pangasiidae
Gene: pafah1b3
Product: platelet-activating factor acetylhydrolase, isoform Ib, gamma subunit
Exons: 7
Coding region: 128-796 (222 amino acids)
Source: RefSeq, a predicted model, not a curated record
GAUCUUCACACUGCAAAUCUAGACACUCAGGGCUCUGCUCCCCAUGUCUUGAUGAACUUGGUGCCUACGUCACUUCCUGCAUUUGGCGCGUCGCUAGUUUGCGGAAGCAAGAGAUAGAAUAACCGUAAUGAGCAGCGGCGAUAGCAACCCUGCAGCCACCCCCACCCCCUGUGAGGACAUACACGGUGAUGGACGCUGGAUAUCACUGCACAAUCGUUUUGUGUCAGACAGUAAAGGGAAGGAACCGGAUGUGCUCUUUGUUGGAGACUCUCUUAUCCAACUAAUGCAUGAGUUUGAGGUGUGGAGAAAGCUGUUCUCCCCACUCCAUUCUCUGAAUUUUGGGAUUGGUGGUGAUGCAACACAGCAUGUCCUAUGGAGACUCAGUAAUGGAGAACUGGACCACAUCUGCCCCAAGGUGGUAGUGUUGUGGGUGGGCACUAAUAAUCAUGGCCACACCCCCGAGCAGAUCUGUGGAGGCAUCAUGGCCAUCAUUAACGAGAUCAACAAGCACCUUCCUCAAACUCACAUUCUUGUACUGGGUGUUUUGCCGAGAGGGAAGAGUCCGAACCCACUGCGGGAGCGUAAUGCACAAGUGAACACCCUGGUGCAGGCUGAGUUGGCAUCUCUCUCCUAUGCCUCCUUUCUGGACGUGGAUCCUGGAUUUGUCCAAUCAGAUGGCUCCAUCUCCCACCAGGACCUAUAUGACUAUCUCCACCUCACAGCACAGGCCUAUCAGAAAGUGUGCCAGCCGAUAUACACACACAUUAAAGCUCUGCUAGAAACACACGCACCCUGAGUGCACGAAAGCAAAUAAGUCUUCAUACACUAUUGUAGACAUGUAUCCUACACACAGAAAUUAUCAACAGCAACAAAAAAAACAACAACAUGCAUUUACAUUAAUACUGUUACGGACCAACAUGUCACUAGAUAUAGUACACUAUUAACACCUAUACAUACUAUACAUACACUGUUCUAAGCAGAACACUCCAUGCCAUUUCAUUUUAUUGAUUUGUCAGUUAAUACUUUACACAACUGAUCUGAUCAUUGUAUUCACGAGAGUGAUACUUAAACUACCAUGACAAAAAACUGCCACUGAUAUUUUUGUUGACCCCAAGCAAAAUGAUUUUUCAGGAAACAGUGUUAGCUUAAGUAUAUGGAAAGUUCAUGGAAACUGCACAGUCAACAAGAAGAUGUAAGUCAAAGCUCAAUGAAUAAACACAGCUUUUCAGUUUAGGUGCUCACAUAACAGUGGUUAGAAAUGACAUGACCAUGGUGAAGUGUUGGCAAGGCAGAGGUUUUAAGUACACAUAAAUUGAACUUAAUUUUUUUUUUUUCUGAAAGCACUUAUGAUUUCUUUGUUUUUGUACAAUGUUUAUGUUGGUAUGUCUUAAAUGCAUAGAAAGCAUUAGUUAGUAUCUGUCUCCUGGCUGUAUGUCUAUGUUGGAACGUGUAAAUAUUGUCUUUUCUUUACUGCAAAGUUUACUAUAGUAAAACAUAAGAUUGGCAUGCACACAUAACCCUUUGGCACUUGACAGUACAGUUCUCCAACCCCUGUCUAUGAGAAGAACUGCUUUACCUCUGUUUAGUGUUUUCUUGCUCCAAUAGACCUGUUACAACUAUAGAAAAGUCACAUUCGGUUGAUAAGAUAGAUCAAAUACAUAAGAGCAAUGAAAAUGUUAAACACUAUGCUGUGACCUGUAAAUAACACAUUUAUGAGCGAUUCCACUUGAUGAGAAUGUAGUGUGAUCCUGCUUUUUCUCUACACCCUGUCCUGUGCUGUUAAUACAGAGGCCUUUGGUCAAUUUUCAAGCCUGUUGGUCUGUGAAAAAAAAAAACUUCUCAAGAGCUUCCAUCAGUAAUUCUGAGGGCCAAAUCUGUGACUUAACACUGCAAUAUGUAAAUGUCUUCUGUCUUAAAAUACUGGAUUAAAAUCAUGAACUCAG